UUUUACGACUUUUUGUCGAAUUCAGACGUGUUUCAAAUUUUCUCUUAAGGAAAUUAAUUAAAAAGCUGUAAAAUGACCGAAACUUUGCAAUUAAAAGGAACACUUAUUGGACAUUCAGGAUGGGUAACUCAAAUUGCCACGAAUCCAAAAUAUCCUGAUAUGAUUUUAUCAUCAUCAAGAGAUAAAACUUUGAUCGUAUGGCGUUUAUUGCGCGAAGCUAAUUGCUACGGAAUUCCACAGAAACGUUUAUACGGUCAUAGCCACUUCAUUAGUGAUGUUGUUCUUUCAUCCGAUGGAAAUUAUGCUCUUUCUGGAUCAUGGGAUAAAACUUUGAGAUUGUGGGAUUUGGCUGCAGGAAAAUCAACUCGUCGUUUUGAAGACCAUACAAAGGAUGUCCUUUCCGUCGCAUUUUCAGCUGACAACCGUCAAAUUGUUUCUGGAUCUAGAGAUAAGACAAUAAAGUUGUGGAAUACAUUAGCUGAAUGCAAGUAUACAAUCCAAGAAGAUGGACACAGCGAUUGGGUUUCAUGCGUCCGUUUUUCGCCAAAUCAAGUCAAUCCAAUUAUUGUCAGCGCUGGUUGGGAUCGUACUGUCAAAGUAUGGAAUCUUGCAAAUUGCAAAUUGAAGCUGAAUCAUUAUGGACAUAAUGGAUAUUUGAAUACAGUUACAGUUUCUCCUGAUGGUUCAUUGUGCACUUCAGGCGGUAAAGACUGCAAAGCAUUGUUGUGGGAUUUGAAUGACGGAAAGCAUUUGCAUACUUUGGAUCAUAAUGACAUCAUCAAUGCUUUAUGCUUCUCUCCAAACCGUUAUUGGUUGUGUGUUGCAUAUGGUUCUAGCAUUAAAAUUUGGGAUUUGGCAUGCAAGAAGAUGGUUGAAGAACUGAGACCAGGAGUUUCAACAAACGACUCUUCAAAAGCCGAUCCACCACAAUGCUUAUCUCUUGCAUGGUCUACAGAUGGACAAACAUUAUUUGCAGGAUACAGCGACAACAAGAUCCGCGUUUGGCAAGUUUCUGUAACAGCCCGCUAAUUACUGUUCCAAAAAAUCAAUCAAUCCAUUCGAUUUUGAAUAAUAAAAAAUCCAAAAAAUAUUUUGGAUGAUUUAAGAAUUAAAAAAAAUAUAGGGUAUUC
This is a messenger RNA of Chironomus riparius, 1130 nucleotides long. NCBI's taxonomy places the organism in Eukaryota, Metazoa, Arthropoda, Insecta, Diptera, Chironomidae. The record is from the annotation of a GenBank genome assembly.